Pygoscelis adeliae (Adelie penguin) is the source of this 2946-nucleotide messenger RNA. RefSeq names its product relaxin/insulin-like family peptide receptor 2 (gene RXFP2). Gene Ontology annotation, biological process: G protein-coupled receptor signaling pathway. NCBI's taxonomy places the organism in Eukaryota, Metazoa, Chordata, Aves, Sphenisciformes, Spheniscidae. Gene Ontology annotation, cellular component: membrane. The record is from RefSeq and is a predicted model, not a curated record. Gene Ontology annotation, molecular function: G protein-coupled receptor activity; protein binding.
AUGGAGCAUCACUACCUCCGUCUACCUCCAGCCUCCCUGGUCCUGCCACCGGAACGUACUGAUAUUCAAAGGACUGGGAUUCUGCGGCGGGGAGACCGGGUUACUAUGAUGCUUAAUUGCCAGGUGCCCAUAACCUUUCCAGUUUAUAGACCACGGUGGCAGGUGGCAAACAAUAAUCCUGAUGUCUUGGAGUACGGGUGGAAGGACUUUUCUGGACUUUUUCUCGCAACACGGUGCCACACAGACAUCCCUGUUGUUAUAGCCUGGGUUAGGAGUUACCACCCUAAAGCUAUUGAGCUUCCAGGCAGGUCAGGUGCUACAAGCUCUGUCCUGGCUGAGCAUGGGAUAAAGCAAGUCAGCAGGAGCUCUGUGGCCAAUGCCAUCCUGGGACCCGGCUGCGCUCCUGGUCUAGCCCUUCCCACAGUGAAGCAGAGGGACACUGGAGAUACACUGUCAUCUCCUGUCUACAAACUGAAGCGAGACGUAGGAACGCUUGUGAGUAUUGACCGGUUCCUCCAUGUAUCUGCUGCACUGAAAAGCUCUGUGGGUUUGUCCACACGUCUCUCACCCGGAGGAGGUCCCCAUGCCCAGCUCACCCCGCUCCUGGCUAAGAUCCCUGGCUGUGGAUACCACUCUCACGUGUCAUUGCAGCAGUCAAAUAAGCUGUCCCCUGUUAGCUGGAACGGGCAGCGUUGCCAGCCCGGACCAUGCAGGGUGGGAGUCUCUCACAGUGUCCACCAAUAUACAGAAGGGUGCAGCUGUAUGGAAACAGUACUAGAAUGUGCUGCUGUUAAUUUAAAGUCCGUUCCACUUGUUCCAAGUAAUGUAACCCUUCCGUCACUCACACACAACCAGAUCCCUUCUCUUCCAGAUGAAGUUUUCAGCAAGUGUACAAAGGUGAAGAAAAUACUUCUACAGCACAUUUGCAUUCAGACAGUAUCAAGGAAAGCAUUCUUUGGACUAUGCAAACUUUGGAAAUUGUAUCUCAGUCAUAAAUGUAUCAUUAGUUUGAAACCCGGGGUACUCAGAGUACACAAACUGAAAUGGCUUAAACUAUUAUUUCUUUCCAUAAUUCUAGAUUAUAACCCAACAGUGAAAAUUUCACAGCAGUUAUUUACUGGGCUAAAGUCUUUGGUUUUGUGAUCAAUGAUAAACAAUUCACUUGAGACUCUUCCCAUGAUCUGUACUCAAAUGCCUCUUACUAACUGGGUGGAUUUUGAAAGCAAUCAUAUUAAGGCCUUAACUAAUACCACCUUCCCGGAAUGCGAUGCGCUCACUGUAUUGUUUCUUCACGGAAGUCAAAUUCACUUGCUGCCUGCAAAUACCUUUUCCUCAUUAAAAGAUUUGGGGGAAUUGGAUCUGUCCAGCAACAUGAUUACAAAAUUACGACCUUAUAUUUUUAUAGACCUGAAGUAUUUACAAAAACUCAAUCUGUCUUUCAAUCCACUUUCUCACCUCUCUGAGGAUCGCUUUGAAAGUCUUCAGCAGCUUCAGUCACUAGACCUGGAAAUGAUUGAGAUUCCAAAUAUAAACAGAAUAAUGUUUCAACAUAUGAGGAACCUCUCCCACAUGUAUGUAUCUACUUCAAAAAGUUUCAUUUAUUGCUUCUGUGCACUCCACAUGUGAAUAUGCACAUCAUUAACAGAUGGGAUUUCAUCACCUGAAGAUCUCUUAGCUAACAAUGUUCUGAGAGUAUUCCUGUAGGUCAUAGCUUGUGUUACGUGUUUUGGAAAUCUUGUCAUCAGAAUGAGAUCAUUUAUCAAAGCAGAAAACGAGACGCACACCAUGUCUAUCAAAAUUUUGUAAUUAUGUGCUGAUUGUCUAAUGGGGGUGUAUUUGUUCUUCAUUGGAGUUUUUGAUGUUAAAUACUGUGGACAGUAUAAAAAAUAUGCUGUGCUGUGGAUGGAAAGUUUACCAUGCCAUAUCAUGGCGUUCAUUGCCAUGCCACCUACAGAGGUCUGAGUCCUCUUGUUGAUGUAUCUGACCUUGUGUUGUGGUUUAACCUCAGACACCUUGGAGAAGUAUUUAGUGGUUGUCUUUCCCUUCAGUAAUAUCUGUCCUGGAAAGCAGCAGACAGUAGUAAUUGUAAUCAUAUGGAUUGCUGUAUUUGCCAUAGCAAUAAUCCCUUUCUGGGAUGAGGACUUUUUUGGAAAUUAUUACAGGGAAAAUGGAGUUUGUUUCCCUUUGAAUUCUGAUCAAAUAGAAGAAAUUGGAGGCAACAGGUAUUCCCUUGCUGUAUUUCUUGGUGUGAACCUGCUAGCCUCCAUCAUCACAGUGUUUUCAUAGGUCAGCACGUUUUGUUCUGUUCAAAAAACUGCCCUUCAGACAUCAGAAGUAAGGAGUCACAUUCACAGGGCUGCUGCUGUUGCCAAUUGGUAUUUUUUUAUAGUAUUCACUGAUGCCAUCUGCUGGAUUCCUGUCUUUGUCAUUGAAACCCUCUCCUUAUUCCAGGUGGAAAUUCCAGACACUGUCCCUUCCUGGAUAGUGAUAUUUGUUCUGCCAAUACACAGUGCCUUGAACCCCAUUCUCUAUACUCUCACAACUAGUUUCUUUAAGGAGAAGUUGAAGCAGUCACUGGACAGUCAUUGAAGGAGGGCAAUUUUCAAAAAUUAUGAAAAAACUUUGGCCACUUCAGUCAUGUGGACAGAUGAUCCUCUCAUCCAUAGCUCUUCCUUUUAUGCUUGGAUUUUUAAAAAAAUAACUCCUGAGGACAGUACUAACUUUUAUUUACCAAUCUACAAGUGGUUGUUUCCUAGCAGGAUAACAGAAACAGGACCUAACUGCCUCACAGCUGCAUUAAUCUCUUUGAGAUUCAUAUGUAGGCUCUUUUUGGCCAUUACCGUCUCUGUAUUCAACUUCCUGGAAAAUAAAAUCACAACUGUUGCAUUCAUCAGGGGAGAUUUGUAUCGCAGAUUGAAACACAGGAACACCAUGCACUGGGGCUAA